GUAGAGUUCGGGUAGCGCUCGGUUUCCCUCGGCAAUACUCGGCUCUGCUCGGGAAAGCUCGGCUUCGCUUGGCGGGGCAGGGCCCGGCCCGGCGGGGCCCCGGCGGUUCCCGGGGCCGCCCCGGACCUUGCGCUCCAUGACGCGGUGCCGCCGUUCUCUCGCCCGCCCCGCCGGUCUUUGGCCCCGGGGCGCGGCACCUCCAGUCCCGUGGUGCGGCGGGCAGGAGGCGAGCGGCGGCCGGCCCCGUGUGCGGAGCAGCAGCCACCACGGGGCCUCGACAGGGCAGAAGGCCCGUCAUCCCUCCCGUUCCCACCUCUCGCCCCGCUUCCCAGCGCCCCGGCCGGCAGGCAUGGCCACCCCGCGGAUCACCGAGAGCACCGUCACGGUGCAAGGACAGACCCUCUUCUAUCGCCAAGCUGACCCUGCCCAGGCAGCGCCGAAGCUGACGGUGCUGCUGCUGCACGGCAUCCGCUUCUCCUCCGAAACCUGGCUGCAGGUGGGGACACUCGCCACGCUGGCCGAGAACGGCUACCGAGCCGUGGCCAUCGACCUGCCGGGGCUGGGGCGCUCGAAGGAUGCCGUGGCCCCAGCACCCGUGGGCCAGCCGGCACCGGCGGCGUUCCUGAAGGCAGUUUCAGAGGCUCUGGACCUGGGUCCAGCUGUGGUGAUCAGCCCAUCGCUCAGUGGCAUGUACUCGCUGCCCUUCCUCUUAGAGCACAGCCAGCUGUUCAAGGCCUAUGUACCUGUGGCACCCAUCUGCACUGAGAAAUUCACGGAGAAGCAGUAUGCCCAGAUCAAAACCCCCACACUGAUCGUAUACGGGGACCAGGAUGCGGAGCUGGGGCAGACCAGUCUGAACAACCUGCAGCACCUCCCUGAGCACCAGGUGCUGAUGCUGCAGGGUGCAGGACACGCCUGCUACCUGGACAAGCCCAAUGAGUGGCACCGUGGACUCCUGGCCUUCCUGCAGCAGCUGAAGUGAGCAAGAUGGGACCACAGAGCAGGAGGAUGUGGCCAGCCCACCCACCCCUCUGCCUGCACAUGCACCCUUGUGCCAACCCAACCACUCACACUGCACUGGCCCACAAAAGUGCCCACUUCUCUUGAGACCAAAUAAAACCCCAAGCUCUGCCACUGCU
Molecule: messenger RNA, 1139 nt
Organism: Motacilla alba alba
Lineage: Eukaryota; Metazoa; Chordata; Aves; Passeriformes; Motacillidae
Gene: ABHD14B
Product: abhydrolase domain containing 14B
Exons: 4
Coding region: 137-982 (281 amino acids)
Cellular component (GO): cytoplasm
Source: RefSeq, a predicted model, not a curated record